ACGAGGUUUCGUGACACGUACGAAGAAAUGAGAAAGAGUGCAGUUCUAGAGAACUCCCUAGUAUAUAUCUCGAACUUCUGAAGGAGUCAAGGAUUUGCUUCGUCAGAAAACCCCGAUCCCUCUAAAAUCUUCGCAUCUUUCCAUCUGUCCACUACAUCAGACGAUCCAAGAAUUCGCCUGAAAAUUCUAGCUAGGAAAAAAAAAAGUUCAGGUAAAGAUGGUUACGUCGUCUGUGGUGAAUACGUAUCCACUGUCGAGCUACACCUUCGGCACUAAGGAGCCGAAGAUGGAGAAGGACACUUCCGUCGCUGACCGCCUGGCUCGUAUGAAACUCAACUAUAUGAAGGAAGGCAUGAGGACUAGCGUUGAAGGAAUCUUGCUGGUACAGGAGCAUAAUCAUCCUCAUAUUCUGCUUUUGCAAAUUGGGAACACAUUCUGCAAACUACCUGGUGGUCGUUUGAAACCAGGAGAAAAUGAAACUGAGGGGUUGAAAAGGAAACUGUAUAGCAAACUUGCAGCUAAUUCUACUGGACUUCAGUCUGAUUGGCAGAUAGGAGAGUGUGUGGCUGUGUGGUGGAGGCCUAAUUUUGAGACCAUAAUGUACCCGUAUUGCCCUCCACACAUAACCAAACCCAAGGAGUGUAAGAAACUUUUCCUUGUUCACUUGUCAGAAAGAGAGUACUUUGCAGUGCCAAAAAAUUUAAAACUUCUUGCUGUUCCAUUGUUUGAGCUUUAUGACAACGUUCAGAGAUAUGGACCUGUGAUAUCCACCAUCCCGCAACAGCUGUCAAGAUUUCAAUUUAACAUGGUUCACACAUAAACUUCAUCAUUUGAUACUAAAGGACUAGAAAUCUGAUUGUGUGUGUGUGUGUGUGUGUGUGUGUGUGUGUUGAUGCUGAUGAUCAAGUGGGUGUCUCUUAAUAGAUGUUUAUCAUCGAUUAGUAAUUUAAUAGUUUAAACAACUUAAUGUCUCGUGUAUACUCUAUAAAAAGUGGUUUACUUCACGUUUAUGUAGCAGGGAAUUAAUUAAUAUAUGAAGCAAGCAAGUCGGAUUUGUGAGGUUAAACUUAAACUAUACUUGUGAUGUGUAUGCGACUAUGGUAUGUAGAAAAGUACGC
Molecule: messenger RNA, 1118 nt
Organism: Lactuca virosa
Lineage: Eukaryota; Viridiplantae; Streptophyta; Magnoliopsida; Asterales; Asteraceae
Source: the annotation of a GenBank genome assembly